AUGAAGCCCGAGUCGAAGCUGGUCGUUGUCGCGCUGGAAGGCUGUCACGGGUGCGGUAAGACCGCGCUAUGCGAGGAGUUUGAGGCGCAGGGCUAUGACAUCCUGGACGAGGCGUUCAUGGACAUGCCCGCGUACGCUCUGCACCCGCAGUCGCUUCUCAUGGAGACGUCGUGGGUCUGUUCCUGGUUCGAGCGCGUGUUGCGACUCGCGGACCGCGUCAAGCCUGGUCGCAAGCAGGUUUUCAUCGCCGAUCGCUCGCCCUUCAGCGCUGUGCUCUACUCUGCCAACGGCCACCUACUGGAGCCCGUUAUCCGCGAGCAGAUGCGGGAGGUGCAGGACUUUGCCGGUGUGCAGUUCUACACAGUGCACGUGCAGGUAGAACGCGAGCUACUGUGGCGUCGCAUCUGCGCGCGACUGGAACUGGAGCCCGAGCGAUUACGGCUCAACGAGCACAAGCGCGAGUGGAUGGAGUAUUCCUUUCUACCCAGACUACUGUGGCGUCGCAUCUGCGCGCGACUGGAACUGGAGCCCGAGCGAUUACGGCUCAACGAGCACAAGCGCGAGUGGAUGGAGGAGACGCUCGCGUUCUACGAGUCAUUCGACUGGGACUUGACAGUGACAAACGACGAACGCAGCGUGGCAACAAUCGCCAAGAACAUCAGUCGACUGCUGAGGGAGCGGGACGACACUUUUGAGGCCGUGUACAAGUGCACGAAGCCUCGUGUGGCAUCCCCACACUCCUCCUCUAACAGCAGCACUCUCAGUACGGACAGCGAGUGCGAAAGCGCCGAAGAGGAGCACAACAUGCACGUGGACUCGGACUGGAGUGCCAAGGACACAGACACGCAGAUGAAAAGCAUCAUCUCGUUCAACAACACGCCAUCGAUGCAGGACUAUUAA
Messenger RNA from Phytophthora nicotianae INRA-310, 900 nucleotides. RefSeq lists its product as hypothetical. The coding region runs from base 1 to 900 and encodes 299 amino acids. The record is from RefSeq and is a predicted model, not a curated record. The transcript is spliced from 3 exons. NCBI's taxonomy places the organism in Eukaryota, Oomycota, Peronosporomycetes, Peronosporales, Peronosporaceae.